GGGCGCGUAGCAUCCAUUUUGCACCCCGCCCAUCCCCACCUCUUGAUCCCUGCCUGCUUCAUUAAAGGCAGUGAUGGCACCUACAUUUGCAGCCUCUAGUCCAGCAGACUAAAGGAAACUGUUGUCCAUGUUGUCGACUCUGAUGGCACCCCCCAGCCUUUCAGCGGGGAUCUGGCUGGGAUAGGAUCAGAGCCCAUCAGUAAGCUGGGAGACAUGACAUAGCUUGAGUAUUGAGCUUGGCCAUUGGAAGCAUUUGGAGAAAGGACAUUGUUCCAUUACGCUCAAAGAGAACACUUCCCAUUGAUCAGGACAGAAACUGUCCUCUGAUUGCUUCUCAGCCUGAGCUUCUGUGUGCAUAUGAGCAUGAGCAUGUGAUUCUGUGUAUAGAUGUGUGUGUGCAUGUGUGUGCACGUGUGCGUGUGCAUGGGCCACACAGCAAGCAUCACACCCAGCUGUCCCUGGACAACUGUGUCAGUCAAGGAUUGGCGUCUCCAUCUAUUGAACCAUUGGCGUCUCCAUCUAUUUGAGACAUGACCCUGAGGCCCUCUGAACCCUACCACUUGACUCUGGAGGAUCUUCUCGGAAGGAGAUGUCCCUCUAGGACCAGGAGUGAAGCUGGGGCCGGAAGAGCUACGUGGGCAAGGAAGUGAUACCCUGCCUCUCUUUUGUAUUUACUUGGUUCUGGCUGAAGAUGCGCCAGGAGGAGAAGACCAGCUACAUGGUGGUGCAGACAAGCGAGGAGGGGCUGGCAGCCAGUGAUGAGCUCCCCGGACCGCUCCUGAUGCUGGCCCAAAACUGCGCCGUCAUGCACAACCUGCUGGGCCCUGCUUGUAUUUUUCUGCGCAAGGGUUUCGCCGAGAACAGGCAGCCUGACAGAUCACUGCGACCAGAGGAGAUCGAAGAGCUACGAGAGGCCUUCCGAGAAUUUGACAAGGACAAGGACGGCUACAUCAACUGUCGGGACCUGGGCAACUGUAUGCGCACCAUGGGCUACAUGCCCACCGAGAUGGAGCUCAUUGAGCUAUCCCAGCAGAUCAACAUGAACCUGGGUGGCCAUGUGGAUUUUGAUGACUUCGUGGAGCUAAUGGGGCCUAAACUCCUGGCAGAGACGGCCGACAUGAUUGGAGUAAAGGAACUGAGAGAUGCCUUUCGAGAGUUUGACACCAACGGUGACGGGGAGAUAAGCACCAGUGAGUUGCGAGAGGCCAUGAGGAAGCUCCUGGGUCAUCAGGUGGGACACCGAGACAUAGAGGAAAUUAUCCGAGAUGUGGACCUCAAUGGGGAUGGACGAGUGGACUUUGAAGAGUUUGUCCGGAUGAUGUCCCGCUGAGGCCGCAAGGGCCCCUCCAGGACUGCCAAGCUCCCACAGGCGGGGAGGGGAGAAGAGGAGCCAGAGCUCGCCUCGCCCCGCCCCCGCCGUAGCCGCCGAGAGCCCAGGAUGUACUGGCGGAUGGGGCCUGCCUGCACCCCGGGGAGGUGCCCACCCCGGACCCCCACCCCUCCGCAC
Messenger RNA from Marmota monax (woodchuck), 1507 nucleotides. It is a transcript of the gene Cabp1, whose product is annotated as calcium binding protein 1. NCBI's taxonomy places the organism in Eukaryota, Metazoa, Chordata, Mammalia, Rodentia, Sciuridae. The coding region runs from base 692 to 1330 and encodes 212 amino acids. The record is from RefSeq and is a predicted model, not a curated record. The transcript has 6 exons. Gene Ontology annotation, molecular function: calcium ion binding.